Molecule: messenger RNA, 1317 nt
Organism: Didymodactylos carnosus
Lineage: Eukaryota; Metazoa; Rotifera; Eurotatoria; Philodinida; Philodinidae
Source: the annotation of a GenBank genome assembly
ACUUCAAUAUCAUCAUGUGUUAUUGUAACAUCCAUCAUUUUUGCAAUUUCAAUGGCAUGCAUUUAAUAUAAUACCUAAAAAUAUAGCAAUCUAUAUCUAAAUUAUAUUAAUAUUUCCUAACUUAAUACAGUAGUAUCUAUUCCGGUGAAAGAAUACUUUUAAAAAAAUUGUUUAAUCUAAUUUUUUGAUUAAAUAUCUUUUAAAUCAAUUAAAUUUCUGAAUAAAAAAUGUUCUGUCUUUUAAUUUAAUAUAUUAUCACUUUUAACAAAUGACUAUCAAUCAGUUUAUCGAAUUAUCUAAUUAAUUUGAACGUAAUCUAUAAUUCAUUAGUACUUAUCAAUUAAUUGAAAGAGUAUAUAUGAGCUGGGAACGACGAUAAGUGAUAAGAAAAAAGUUAGUUUAAAAAAUAUAACAAAAUAUACCAUUAAAAAAAUGGCAGAAGCAUUAUCAGAUGAUGAUAUUGUACCAACUUACAGAGAAGAAGCAACGGAUGACGAUGGUGAUGCUAGUGAUAUUAUUAGCUCAGCUAAGAAGAUGAGAGCAUCCGGCUUAUUAUAUGAAAACGUGAAAGUCUUCUCUGAUGGCAAAUGUGCUGAAGAGGCGGCUAGCAAGGAACCAAAAAAAUAUUAUAAAUGCAGCUUUAAACGUGGUUCAAAUUGUCCAGCAAAAAUUUAUUUAUUAUUUCAUGCAAGCAACUUUGAAGUAACAUUAUUUCAAGCAAUUAUCCAGCAUGAUCAUACAACAGAAAGCAAACAAACUGGUAUUCCAAUUGAAGUAAAAAAUGUUAUUAUUGAAUUAUUUCAAAAUGGAUGCACUACACCAAAAGCUAUUUUAUCUGAACUUGAUAAAUUGAAAAUAAUACAACCAAAGGUAUCGCAAAUUUCAAGCUUUUUGGUAGCUCUUCGCAAGAAAUUAUAUGGUCCAGCUCAAAUUAAUUUAAAUUAUAUUAAAAAGUGGUGUAUUGAAAAAUCUAUUAUUCCAAAUGAUCCUGAUGAGUGUUUUGUUGCUAAUUAUUAUAUCAAAGAUGAUGAUGCCGAUCCAUUAUUUAGAUUAUUUGUUACAACCAAAAAUUUAAUGAAAAGUUGUUUAAAUUCAAAUCAUGUAUGUGCAGAUGCAACUUAUAAAUUAAUAUGGCAGGGCUAUCCUGUAUUGAUUGUGGGUACUACUGAUAAACAGUGUGCUUUUCAUCCAUUUGGUAUUGCGUUAUGUAUAAAUGAACAAACUAAUGAUUUUGAGUUCAUGUUUAAAAGUGUCCAAUUAACUGUCGAGAAAUUGUUAACUGUUGAGAAAUGUCCAGCACUUUUCAGCAGGCGUUAA